CCAGUCUACUUCGCCAUGUCAGUUGAAGCGCGUGUGGAUUUCUGGUCCCCCGCGUCGUUAUGAUCUCUUCUGCAAAAAAGCGAAAGUGAUUUCGGUUUAUGGAUCGAGUUAUUGUGUGUACACGGUUCAUUGUUCGUUCGUGAAAAAAUUUUCCGACUGGUGAUUAUCGGUUGAAACUCAACGAGCCUGCAUAGAGUAUCGCAAGAUUAUCACAGGAAGCGAAUAGUCGGUAUCUGAAAUUGUUCAAUCAGGGAACUUAUCUAUUUCUUUUGAAAAUAAUUAAUCACCAACGGAACAUUCCGUUUUCUCAAUGCAUUCCUUGACGUCUGCGUUCUAGACGUUUGAAACUUAUGGAAAGUUUCCAAGAAAUGUACCGAGAACAAAAAUUAAGAAAAUUACCGAUCCAGACGAAUCAGAUUGAAGCAUGCCUCAAUGUGCCAUACUAACGUGCAACAAUACCCAUCGACGUACAAAAGGGGGUAACGUACGUUAUCAUCGUUUUCCCGGAGAUAACAAGACUCGGAUGAGGUGGAUAGAACUAUGUGGUAAGACGGUAUCGAACAGUUCAACGGCUCGAGUGUGCUCUCAUCAUUUCAGUAAAGUUUGUUACGAAAGAGACGUUCAGCAUGAAUUAUUAGGAUUGCCUUCGAGGUGUAGACUAAAGAAAGGAGCAGUGCCAGAUAUUAAUCUUCCCGAUCAAACAUUGAAGGAGGAGGUUUUGCCUGGGAGUGCCAUCGAUAUACUGCUAGCUGUUGGUCUGGUUCCUUCGCAAUCGCCACAGAAAAACUUUGGAGGUCUUCCUUUGGAUUCACAAAAGAUGCGAAUUAUGGAGGACGUUGGAGAAGGUUGUAUGGUUCAGCCUUCGUCGCCAGGACAUGCUGAGCUGCAUCCAGAAAGUGAAACGACCGAAGAGAACGGCAUAUCAACAGAAGACAACCAAGUCGAGAAAAUUAUCGAGAAAAGCGAGCAGCCCGAGAAUGCAUCAUCCGUCGAUGAAGAAACAGAAAGUAAAGACUUGAAUGCAACCGAAGACAACAACACAGAUACCGAUUUGGCAGAUUCCGCUGACAACAAACGUAAACACGAUGAAGAGAUAUCAGCAGCGAAAAGAUUCAAGCUCGACAUAAACGAAAGUUUUCAUCACAGAAACAAAAUGUUUGGCGACUACAUGGACAUGAUAGAAUGUGAUGAAUCUAAUACUGACCAUUUACAAAUGCAAGCUGAGAUACUUCAUAACCAAAUAAAAACGUUGAACGAUCUCGCACGCGAGAAGGAAAUGGAAUGGAACAGCAUCAUACAUCUGAAAAAAUUUAAAGAAGAAUUACUUUUAAGGAUAGAGCGAAAAAAACAAUUAUCUUAUAUGAACGUCGACAAAAACGACGUCGAUGAAAGCCAAGAUGAGAGUCAAGUUAAAGCUAGUCCAAGUCGAGUCACUCUCAGUAUUCCCAAAGCUUCACAGACUGAUAAAAUCAAUAAGUUCCUAGCCAGGACCCGUAGUUCUGAAACCAAUGGGUCUUUGGAUCUUAGGCAACACAUUAAAAGUAGGCCCACCUUGGACGUUCAGUCCAUAAUUGCAGAUUAUAGACAGAGGCAUCCGGAAAAUGUACCAAGGAGAGGAAAAAGAAUCAGGAAUAACUUCAAUGGAAAAAACAGAGCCUCAAAUGUUCUGAAUUUCUCAUCAAUGUCACUUGGUUCUGGUUCUCAAGUGAAACACAACAAUCUGCAAGAUAUAAGCAACGAAUUGAACCUCAUUUUGAAUUCAAUGGACCAGAGCGACAUACCCAGAUCAGCAAUGGAAACUGGUCACAGGAUUCAAGAUUCGACGUCUUUCAAGAGCAUGCUUCUUCAACUCGCUAAAUUGUCACAGACCGAAGAGAAUGAAAUUCUCCAGAACUCCAUAAAACCUCCACCACCUUAUCCUGAAGUGACGGUUCAUCCUGUUGCUUCAACAACGCCCCUUCAGAAUUCUCUUCUACACGGGAUACUAACUAAGACACCCUCAAGAGCAAAUUAUAAAAAGGCAUUCAGUCCGACUCUGGCGAGACUGUUGACUGCUCCGGAUCAGUCUGGGAACGAUCUGAAAUCAUCCCUCUCGAGUCAUUCAGGCAGUAUAUCCAUAACCGAAAUGCUUUCAUCGAGCAAGGAGGACGAUAAAAAUGAAGAUAGUAAUGAUAGACUGGUGAUCGACGAGGGAAAGCGAGAUGAGAGGAGAGAAUCAGAUAACAAUUCGGACACAGGAGACGAUGUGCCACAAUGCCAAGGCUGCAACCAAAAAACAGCCCAAUUUGUUUGUGCUGGUUGCGGAAAUCAAUGGUACUGUAGUAGGGAUUGCCAGGUUUCUGCAUGGGAUGAGCAUUCUGAAGUAUGCUGUGGUUGAGAUCGGUCUCUUCCUCCAAGAAAUUUCAUCAGCCAAUGGAACCGCUACUUAUGAACCAAAGAAUCAAUGUUAUACUGCUUUCCUUUCGAGGGUUUUCAAUGGACCGAGAGAAAAUAUUCUAUUCUAGUAAACUUUUGUUUUGAUAUCCUGCAAUUGUAGUUCAUUGAGGGUUUAAUUGUGUUAGUAAUUUAUUAGUUUUUUCAUGCAGAAUGGAAACGAAAGAAGCAGAUUAAUUGCAGAACAAUUUUUUUUAUAUUUUAGAACAUAGAUCGAACUCCAAAAAUAAUUUAUUCAACAAUGUUUUCGAGAAAUUCUUAUAACCAAGUGCGAAGGUCUCACAAAUUCAUCGUUUUGUUUGAUCAGUGUGGAUUAAAUUAACUUCAGUUGUGAAUUGAGCAUUAUGAUUGGCCACGAUAUAUAGAACAUGUGUUAGAAACACAUUCCUGAACAGAGGAAUUACGAUCAAAUUUUCUUCCUGCUGGUCAGAACCAAUAUUGAUGUAUUUGUGAAUACGAUAUUGCAGUAUUUAUAAAUGAAUCAAUGAAUUUAUACAAUGAUGAAAUAGAUCCAAAGAAAUUUUAAACAUG
Messenger RNA from Coccinella septempunctata (seven-spotted ladybird), 2964 nucleotides. Its product is annotated as protein PFC0760c-like. The coding region runs from base 425 to 2377 and encodes 650 amino acids. Gene Ontology annotation, molecular function: sequence-specific DNA binding. NCBI's taxonomy places the organism in Eukaryota, Metazoa, Arthropoda, Insecta, Coleoptera, Coccinellidae. The transcript has 7 exons. The record is from RefSeq and is a predicted model, not a curated record.